GCGGUGGCGGAGGCGGCGCGGGCCCCUCCCGGCCGGAGGGUGGCGCGGCGGGGCCGCGGCGGCGGCAGUGAUUGCCGGGGCAUGCCGCCGCCGCCGCCGGGAGGAGGGGCUCGGGUAGCGGCGGCUCCGCCGCAGCAGCAGCAAGCAGCAGCGGGAAGAGCGGCGGCGCGAGGCGAUGGGGCAGGAGCGGUGAUGGCGGAACCGGCGGAGCUGCGGCAGGAGUCGGUGGUGGGGUUCCUGGCGGCCCGGGGCGGGCGGGCGCGCAACGCGGAGCUGCUGGAGCAUUUCCGGGACUGGCUCAGCCCCUCGGAGCCCGGCCGCCGCGCCGCCGCCCGGCACCGCUUCAAGGAGCUGGUCAACGCCGUGGCCACCGUGCGCCAGGAGCCCGGCACCGGCGUCAAGUACGUGCACCUCCGCCGCCGGUACUGCGCCCCGGAGACCCCCGCCGCCGCCCUGAGCCCCGGGGAGGAGGCGGCGGCGGCGGCGGUGGGGGACAGCGCGGAGCGGCCGAGCCCGCCGCCCUCCCCGCGGGCGGGCGCUGAGGAGGCGCCGCCGCCACCGCCGUCGGCGGGCGAGGAUGCCGGCGGCAGUCGCCCUCAGCCCGCGGCGCAGCGGGGCGAGCCGCCCCGGCCGAGCGCGGCGGCGGGCGGAGGCCAGCGAAAAAGCUCCCGGCGUGGGCCGCCGCCCGGGCGCGGCGGAGGAGGCGGCGGCGGCGGCGGCGAGGAGGCUGCGGUAGCGGCGGGCCCGGGGCGGCCUCCCCCUCCGCCGGUGGAGGAGGUGGGGGCGGCGGAGGUCGCCCCCGGGGCGGCGGCGGGGAGCGGCCGCAGGGGCCUGCGGGAGGCGGCGCGGGGCGGCUCGCCCCAGCUGAAGCGCGGAGCCCUGCCCGGGGGGGGCCGCGGCCGCGGCGGCGACUCGGACAGCGCCUCGGUGGCCUCGUCGUCCGCCGAGGAGGAGGGGAGCACCACCGGCGCCGUGGCCCUGGACCCCUUGGAGCACGCCUGGAUGCUGUCGGCCUCGGACGGUCGGUGGGAGAGCCUGGAGGGGCUGCUGAGCUGCGAGCCGGCGCUGCUCUGCAAGCGGGACUUCAUCACUGGCUUCACGGUGUUGCACUGGGCCGCCAAGCACGGGCGGCAGGAGCUGCUGGCCACACUGGUCAACUUCGCCCAGCGGCACCAGCUGCCCGUGGACAUCAACGCUCGCACCAGCGGCGGGCACACCGCACUGCACAUCGCCGCCAUGCACGGCCACGCCGAAGUGGUGAAGCUGCUGGUAGGAGCCUACGACGCCGACGUGGACAUCCGUGACUACAGCGGGCGCAAGGCUGCGCAGUACCUGCACCAGGGCACCUCAGGGGACAUGCGGAGCCUCGUGGGGGCCCUGGAGGAGGAGGAGGAGGAAGGGGCUGCCGGCAAUGGGAGCGGGCGCUGGAGGCUCUCCAAGGUGUUGCCUUCCAACCUCAUGAGCUACCGUCUCUCCCACCACCACCACCACCAUCACAGCACUGGGGAGGAAGCUGAGGGCACCGAAGGGGCAGCAGUGCCAGGCAAGGGCAAGGAGAUGACCAGGAAAGGCUCCGGCAGCGGGCGGAUGAAGCCUCGGCUUAAUAAGAUCCGCUUCAGGACUCAGAUCAUCCACAACACACCCUCCUUUCGCGGUGACACUGAGGAAGAAGAGCAUGAGGAGAAAUCCCUGAAAGCGUCGUUCAAGCUCAGGCCAAAGUCCAAUGUCUUUGGAUAAGGCCACGGAGCAGGAGGUCUGGGAGGUGGGUGCAUGGACCAAAGUGCCCUAGGGUGUAGCGCAAAAGGUGAGGCAGGUAUGAGUGGGUGCUCAUCUACACUCACGUAGUCCGGGGAGAUGUGUCCUGAGUAUCUUGCUUUAACUCAGUUUGGUGGGGCCAGUGAGCCCAGUGAGUCAACAGGGCUCUGGUGGCUUACAACUCCCAAGAGCAGCUCCUUCGGCUGGGCCCUCAGUGCUGAAAUCAGAGGCAGCGGGUGUGUUGAGAAACGCUGGGGUGUUUAAAAGCUGUGCUCCUUUCUCUCCAAAGGCAGGCUUCCGGAUGGGAAACCUGUGUUAGGGAAUCUGCUUGGAUUAGCGUGUUGAGUGGGGGAAAGAAAAGUACAAAUCCUGUACUCAGCUGGUACUAUAAACUACUUAGAAACAACUUGCUAUGUAAGAAGAACACCUCAGUAAUAUGCAAAUAUACUUUAAGUUUCUCUUUAACAGCAAUACCACCUGGCACAGAGUGGAGUUGGGUACUCAAAAUGAGAUGGUAGAUAACGGUUUCCUGUCAGAAUCCAAGCUUCAAUCCAGCAAAGACUUGAGCCUAUGUUGACUUUAUUAAUUGAAAAUUGCCUGAUUUGACAUCAUGAAUAUAUUAAAAAAAAAAAAAAUCCAUUGCACUGCAAAUAAUGAAUGAAGUUGACCAUGUGCAGAAGUCUCUGCUGUCUGAGGUACUACUGAGCUUGCUUAUUGCUGUUGGAAUACUAAUACAAGGUAAUGGAAGCAAAGAAUCUUUUUAUAUAUUUGGUAUCUUCUGUUUUGUCUUAGGCAAAGCAAUUUUAUUUUAAUCACUGUGAAUUCUCAAGUGCCAGACAUAGCGCAGUUCCAGUUAUGAAGUCUGGUCAAUUCUUGUUAAUGUUGUUUGUGUAACUCACUGCAUUUAAAAUCAGAAAAUUGUGUUGUAUGUGCUACCUGUGAAAGUCGUUCUCUUUUAGAAAAGAGCACAGACACCAUUGCAUGAAAUCUUCAAGACACUCUAAUAUGGCCCUGUAAUACGUAAUAGCCACAGGUCUGUGUUCACUAGCAACUUGUGUGCCAAUCCCUUCAACUGACUUUGUGCAGAAAUGGAAAAAAAAAAAAGUAGGGAAAGAAAAAAGGGAGGAGGUGCGAAUUCACACACAAGGUGAAUAACCAGAACUCUGAAACUCUGUCCCUGUUUAUCAUCCUGAGUGAAAGCAGUAUAAUGACAUAGUCUAGUAGUCUAGUUAAGUGAUGGCAAUGGUGUUUGAGUUCUUUUAAACCUGUAUUUCUAGAGAAGUGGUAACCAAGGCUUUGAACUGUUGUUUAACAACCUAGUGAGUCUUAAUCUGAUUGAUGAGCCUAUCCGUCUGCUAAAGCUUUCAGAAACCUUGAAUCUUGUUUCUCUGCUUUAAAGGUAGCAGUUCCAGUGAAAUAUAGGAGGCAGAUUUGUAUCCAGACUCGGCUUUCCUUAAGAAUGAGGUAUUGAGCUGACCCUGGAUCCUGAAUGCUGCUCAAGGUAGAAGCUCAUCUGUGCUUAGAUGUUAAGGUACGACCAGUUUCAAUGCAACAUUUGUCGAAGCGUGUUUCAAGUUGGCUUCCUCAGAAUGUACAUGCACCUCUGGCUGGUAAUUAACCAAAAGUAGAUAGGCUUUGACAUGUUAAAAUCCAAAUUCAAGACACUGAUUAAAUGCAUACCACGAGCUCUAGAACACCUCGCAGGGAAACUGCUGCUGGGAGUUGUGCACUUUCAAGGGAACAGCUGCCUGUAGCUGUUGCUGGCGGCUUACAUUUCUUGUAGCGACAGGGGAAGGGAGUGCCAACGAUUCAUUGGAUUCAUUGAGUUCACAAUUUCUGCACUUUGUGUCAAAACCUAAUAAAUGACAGUAUUUGCAUAGGCAUGUAAGCAACACUUAACUAUUCCUGGGAAAAGUUACAUAAAAAAAAUUGAAUCUCUGCAUAGAUGCUGGUCAUUACUUUUGUGCAAAAAGACUAGAAAUUGUACAGAGGUUCAGCUUUAGAUUAUAAUUUAUAAGCUAUAUUAUUAUAGAUUUCAUGUGCCUUCAUUUUGGGUUGGUUGCCACAAAUGUGAUGGGUAAUAUCGGUCUUGCAAAGCACUUUGGCUUUACGUCUGUGGGACAGGACCAGAAAUUUUCCCUCAGCCCUUCAACAAAAGGGACGGGGGGGGGAAUAUCAUACGAAUUAUACUGUAGACCUAAUUCUUUUGUAACAGAGAAGAGGAUUAAAUGCGUAAGUCUUAAACUUCCUUCACUCUGGAAGAUAAAUAGCUUUUUAGACUUCUGUAGAAAGGAAGUUUUCUGACUGAUCACUUGCAAUGUGAGCCCUCUUCAGCAUGGCCACUGCUGAAUUGAGCACAUAUUCCAUGCAACUACCUAUGUCCAAACCUUACUGAAGUAACUUUCUGCUUUGAGAGUUUAUAGUUCUUUCAUAGGAGCUGUUGAGUGAAGUGUUUGUCUCUUCAUAUGCAAAUAGCAAAGAAUUGCACAAAAAUACUGAGUCUUAGAUAGCUGUCAGGGUCUGGGGAAAAAAAAUUGAGGGUUUCAGUGCUUUGGGAUUUGAAAUAUAGCACACUUUGGAUUUUAAAAGACUAACUGGAACAUAGUUUUGUCUUGCGUAAUACAGUAGACCUUUGGCAAUUACUAAGGGAACUUGAAAAAAUGGUAAAAAGAUGCCUCACUUACAACUCAUUAUUUGAAGUAUCGAAGUGAAACUUUGCUCCUCUUAUACUGUUUAGCUGUCAAUUAAUGCAAUUUCACCAUAACAGCCCAAAGGUCUUUGCAAGAUGGGGUGCAACAGAGCAAACAUCUCUGUUGGUGUUUGAGGUAUGUUGACAAAUGGCUAGAUAACCACUAGUGUCUCUCUGCGCUAUGGGACGAAAGCACUUUGAUUUCACAUUAUGACUUGUCACAUUCCACGUGGUUACUUUUUAUAACAUGAGCUAAAACUUAAGUUUUGUUUGGAGGUAGGAAAGGCUUGAUGCCCUGUUUCAGAAUAUUUACAGUCUAACGGUACUCUUGAGUCAAAUAUUUUGGAUACAUUGCCUAGAAAGAUGUGAAUUUGAAAUAAAGUUGUAUGGUACAGAAAACUGGAGCACUUAGUGGUGUCUUUAAUGGUAUGCUUGAAGUUACUGAAUGUGUGUUCACUUUUUAUGAUGGUGUGUAAGGCAGCAAGACUGUAAUGUAAACAUUUGAUAUCUUUUAUUGUAUCCUAUGUUUGAAAUAUUUUAGAGGCCUGGAAGCCUGUCAGGUUUUAUUAAUACAACUUUUUAUGGGUGUCUUUCUGAAUGGUUAUGAGUUAAGAAUCUGUAAGCUUCAGUUUUACUGAAAUAAAAAGAGCCCAUGAAUUGUUUAUGCUUGAAUUCACUUCUGUAUGGUACAUGCUUAGGUGCUGCUUGCAUAUUGGCU
This is a messenger RNA of Chroicocephalus ridibundus (black-headed gull), 5162 nucleotides long. RefSeq names its product sosondowah ankyrin repeat domain family member C (gene SOWAHC). Gene Ontology annotation, molecular function: protein binding. The transcript has a single exon. NCBI's taxonomy places the organism in Eukaryota, Metazoa, Chordata, Aves, Charadriiformes, Laridae. The record is from RefSeq and is a predicted model, not a curated record. Bases 82 to 1737 code for a protein of 551 amino acids.